AAUGACAUUCCUAUGUUUAAACUAUAUUUUUGUGUUUGUAGGUUAUAAUAUAUAGUGUUCUUUUAGAUAAAUCAAUAUGUCACACAGAGGGUUAUCGGAAUCGAAGACUGAGUAUUUAGAAAUAGGUGAAUACAAUUUCACUUGGCCUAGAGAAAAUGGUUCUCUACAUGAUUGGGGAUCCAUAAAUUACACAAUGCCUUCAGGUCCAUGGUUUUGGCCGUGGUGUCCAUUGUGGCGAGUUCCACAGCACCCAUUAUUCCAGCUCUCAAAUUUGCUGUUUGUAGCGUCUUAUUGUGCUCCAAGUACAAAGAAGGGACAAUUAUGGAUGCAUACAAUUUUAAUAUUUGGUUUUAUGCUGUAUUCAGUCUGGGCUUGGCACGUCAUAUGUUCGCCAGACGCAUUCUCAUGGAAUUUUGGUUUUGUUUUCCUAAAUUUGGCCCAAGUCGUGUAUUUAGUAUAUGAAAUGAGACCGGUAAAAUUCGAUCCUGAACUCGAAGAAGUAUAUCACACCCUAUUUGAACCAUUUAAGGUAUCUAGAUUGCAAUUUAAACGCAUGGUUUCUCCUGACUUCGCUCACGUAAUGUCGCUUCACGCUGGUGAAGCUUACGCCAUGCAAAACCUUACAAAGACGGACAGACUUGGCUUAUUGUUGUCUGGAAAGGUUAAUGUAAUGAGCGGCCACCAAUUUCUUCAUCCAAUACUGCCGUGUGAAUUUUUGGACUCACCUGAAUUCGAGUCUAGUAGAGCUACGAUUGAUGAAAAAUUUAAGGUGUCGAUAGUAGCAGCGUCAUCAUGCCGCUACGUGUACUGGCAGCGAAGUUCUCUCGAAUAUUUGUUCGUCAAGGAGCCGUAUUUAGCUAGCGUGGUGACCACAUUGAUCGCUCGCGAUAUUACCACAAAGCUUUACGCCAUGAACAACAAGAUCGUAACUGAAAGGGGCUCCCAUCUAGAUAUAAGAUUGCCGAGUAUAUCGCACGCUUUAGCCCGCAGCCCGAGGAAAUUGCGCUCGGCCAGCAAACCGCCACCGCCUACUACCGUACAACCGGUGCCGCCGGAAAAACGACCCAGAAAAAAUCUGAUUCCCGACUAUUGGUCUCGGGACGUAGAUAAUACCGUACCCACUUUAGCAAAAAGGAAUGGUGUAGCCGCAUCAUUUCCUGAGGGUGAUGAGGAAUUGAUCCCUUUAGCAGCUCAUGAGGAACCAGCAGCUUCGUCUGACGAUCUCUCUGUAGCUGACUCUUGUCCCGAUACAUCUUCCAAGUAUCAUAGCUGUGAAGCCGUUGAGACGGAUGACGAACUUAGACAUUAAGAUAAUAAAUGUUGUGAAAAUGAAAAUAAAUGU
Molecule: messenger RNA, 1342 nt
Organism: Colias croceus (clouded yellow)
Lineage: Eukaryota; Metazoa; Arthropoda; Insecta; Lepidoptera; Pieridae
Product: popeye domain-containing protein 3-like
Exons: 8
Coding region: 77-1309 (410 amino acids)
Cellular component (GO): sarcolemma
Molecular function (GO): cAMP binding
Source: RefSeq, a predicted model, not a curated record